This is a messenger RNA of Talaromyces rugulosus, 1569 nucleotides long. RefSeq lists its product as uncharacterized. The coding region runs from base 1 to 1569 and encodes 522 amino acids. Gene Ontology annotation, cellular component: nuclear pore cytoplasmic filaments; cytoplasm; nuclear pore. The record is from RefSeq and is a predicted model, not a curated record. Gene Ontology annotation, biological process: regulation of translational initiation; regulation of translational termination; poly(A)+ mRNA export from nucleus. NCBI's taxonomy places the organism in Eukaryota, Fungi, Ascomycota, Eurotiomycetes, Eurotiales, Trichocomaceae. Gene Ontology annotation, molecular function: translation initiation factor binding; inositol hexakisphosphate binding; phospholipid binding. The transcript is spliced from 2 exons.
AUGGUCGGCAGAAGAAGCCUUGGAAAGCCGACAGACAGUCCGUCUAGACAGCUUAUUCACGACCUCACCAAAGAUCUCCAAGCCAUACGGUUGCACCACGAGGACCUCAAGCGAGUAUAUGACUACCGUACGCAGUCCUUUACCGCAGAGCAAGACGAGAUUGAUCGCAAUCACCAAGAGGUCUAUUACGCCGCCAUCGACAAGGCAUACGACUACUAUGAUGAGCAUCGUCGGGAAGCCGAGGUCGUUCUCCAGGACCAUCUUCGAGAGGAGGAAGAAAAACGCCGUCGAAAAGAAGAGGAAGAGCGCCGCCGCAAAGCAGAACAAGAACGACUCGAGCGUGAGCGAAUAGAACGCGAAGAAGCCGAAAGGAAACGUCAGGAAGAAGCUCGUCGAGAAGCAGAGCAGCGUGCUCAAGAAGAAGAGAAACGUCGUCUAACCGCAGAAGCAGAAGCCAAGGCACGCAAAGCCGCCGAGGAGGACAAGGCUGUCCGAGAACGGCAAGAAGCCGAAGAGAAGGAGCGUCAGCGUCAAGCAGAUUUACAAAAAGCCGAGGAAACAGAGAAGCAACGCCAAACCCUGGGAGCCAACAUAAACACGGAACAAGAGAUUAAAGAACACGAACAAUAUCUAGAACUGCACAAGUACUUGAAGGAACUGCGCAAAUAUGUUGUAGCAGAAGGAAAGAAAGACCAGACGCUCAAGAACACGAUAGGAGACCACCGUCGCGCCAUUAUUAAAUGCAUUGGACAGUUGAGAGAGGGCCAAGGUGCCAUUGCUAAUAAAGGCCAAGUGAACGAAAUCCGCGAAAUUCUUCGCAAAGCUCAAAUGAUCCCGAUGCCUUGCGAUGUUCGCCGCUUCUUUGUCCAGCCACCCGAGGAAUUUGCCAGCUUGUCCGAAGAAGAUGCCAAGGGGUCGGCAGUUUUCAUAUACUUGCUGAACAUCUUCACCAAGGCUGUUGUUUCCCAGCUCAUCAAUGAAGCUGGCGUCAAACUCGAAUAUGCAGAGCCAGUGGGUGUUGUUGUCGCUCAGAUUUUUUCGGCUGAACAGUACUCUUUCCGGGGACACGCGUUUUCAGACAUCUUCUGGGCCAAAUACCGCGCCGCCUGUCCAGCUCUAUGGGGAUUCUACGGGAACGAAAACACAGAGGCUGGUAGGAUAGCCCUUGGGUGGAAAAGGACAGAGUCUGGCGGCCCAUUUGUUGACGAAAUGGAGCAUCGUCAACGCAUGGUUGGGCUGGGGAGCGGCUUUGCAGCUGUCACGCUACGCAAUUUUGGGAAAACAACCCGCAAGAACCCAUUUCCAAACCAUAUAUUCUGGCGUACGGUCGCCAAGAUUGUUUUCAUUGCCCCUGAUGAGCUCCAAGACACUCACUUCUACAUCCUCUUCUCCAUGUUGCGUUUCUCGGCUGAACGGAUUAUUGGCUUUUGGGGUCAGGCUGGCAUGGCUCUUUUGCGCACUGCAAUUGUCAACAUUCCGAAUCACGUUACGAGAAAACAAAGUGGAGCCAUUGGCCAGCUCAAGGUUCUGAAGGGGCUUUAUGCUACGGAGAAAAGUAUUGUUUUUUAG